Meloidogyne enterolobii is the source of this 724-nucleotide messenger RNA. NCBI's taxonomy places the organism in Eukaryota, Metazoa, Nematoda, Chromadorea, Rhabditida, Meloidogynidae. The record is from the annotation of a GenBank genome assembly.
AUGAAACCUACCCAGCUAUAUUUUAUUAUAAUUUUUUCUUUCCCUAUCGUCCUAUUCUUCUUGAAAUUUAAUAUAAUAAAUGCCCAAAAAUCUACAUGUGUACCCUUUGAAUGUAAUGAUACCUGGGAUCUAUUUCAAGAUAAUGAUGGGAAGGUGUAUGCCUACAAGGCAUUUGUUCAGGAAUCAAUUAAUUUCUUUGAGGCAAAUGCCUUAUGCCGUGAACAAUGUGCGGAGGUCGUUAGCAUCCACAGUAAAGAAGAGAAUGAAUUUGUUCGAGCAAUUGCUCAACCUCUUUUAGAUGAUUGCCAAAAUGAGAUCAUUUGUAAACCAAGACCUGGUGAGACAAUUCCUGAUUUCAAUCGAAUAUUACACUCUUUCUUCAUCGGCAUGCAUCGCAUACAGUUUGGACGUCUUGGCCAAUGUACAAGAGAUCCAAAUAUUUAUUGUCUUUGGUCUGAUGGAACUCCUUGUAACUUUGGCAAUUAUACGGGUGUAAUUGGUCCACAUGAAACUGUGCCACCUUGGGCUACUGGAAAUCCUAAUGGAAUUGAACGUAUGAACUAUUUAAAGUAACUUGGGUAAGAUAUCAUAUGAUAUGACUUACUAGGGUGCUAAAAUCAUAAAACGGUAUGAGGAUAGGGUAAUUGCUAUGGAAAAGCAAGAUGGAGAUGAUGUCAGGAGGAGGAUGUUCCCUUCGGACACGUAGGUACCGUAAAUACUGUAU